AACCAGCUCAACAACUUCCUCUCAGUGGUGACAGAGCAACAUAACGAGAGGCUGAACAUCGUUGUAAGGAAUCAUGGAUUACGGUGACUAUAAUUACACAUUUCCUGAUGAUAAUAACACAUUUCCUGACAUUAUUGAGUCUGUGACUCCUGAGAUUCAGCCGAUCCAGAUAGUGGCUCUGGUCAUGUACAGCCUUGUGGUCCUGCUGGGUGUGCCUGGAAAUGCUGUGGUGGUGUGGGUGACGGGGUUCUGCAUGUCCCGCUCUGUCACCUCCCUCUGGUUCCUCAACCUCGCUCUGGCUGAUCUUCUGUGCUGCCUCUCCAUCCCCUUGCUUAUGGUCCCUCUGGUCCACGACGAUCACUGGCACUUCGGUCCGCUGGCCUGUAUGCUCAUCAGAGGCCUGUUUUACCUGGUGAUGUACUGCAGCAUCCUGCAGCUGGUUGUGAUCAGCGUGGAUCGUUUGUUGCUGGUCAUUAGACCCAUCUGGUGUCAGAACCACAGGCGACCCAAACAGGGUGCUUAUGGAUGUGUUGCUGUGUGGGUCCUGGCCCUGAUAGGCAGUAUCCCACAGUUUGUGUACGCCAAGCAGAUUGUGGCAGGUGACGAGAAGAGAGAGUGUAGGAUGGAGUACACUGUAGACAGUGCCUGGCCUGUCUCUGCUUUUCGCUUCCUGAUUGGAUUCAUUAUUCCUUUCCUGGUUAUUCUAGUUUGUCACUUGGUGGUUUUCAGUAACACACAGAGGAGAAUGACACGUAGUCGGACUGGAUCCAAGAAAACCCUGAGGGUCGUCAUCUCUGUGGUGCUGAGCUUCUUCUUGUGCUGGAUACCUCUGCACAUCGUGGAUUUCCUCAUACUGACCACCCCUCGGGGUACUUAUGUGAGCCCCAAACUUCACUUGGCACACGUUAUAGCGCUCUGCCUGGCUUACUUCAACAGCUGCCUCAACCCUCUGCUCUAUGUGUGUCUGGGUCAAAGCUUCAAAGACAGCAUGAACCGCUCCCUGCGUAACAUCUUCCGCUUCAUGGGCGAGGAACCGACCACCAAGAAGAGUGUCACUAAUGUGGACACCAAGAGCACCAGUAAUGGCAAAGAAAUGACAACAAUAUAACUCUCUUGCAUAUGGAGGACUGCUGUAACAUAAACAGUUCUGUCAUGAAGUUUAGCAAAAGACUUUGGCUUGGAUUUAAGUCUGUGAACACAAAUACACAAAAGUGCAUUCAUUUUUACAAGUUAUGAAGAUUUUUUUCCAGUGAAUUUGGGUGGUAAGUCAAGUCAAAUUUCAAGAUUUCAAAAGCAGAACUGAUAGUUACACUGUAAGGUUUCUAUAAAAAUCCAUGUCUUACGCAACAAAACACAUGAAAGUUCUAUUAUUGGCUUUUACAGAAGAAUUACUUCAGAGCAUUAUGUAUAUGAUGCAUUUUCUGACUUUUUGUCAUGUUUUAGUAUAGUUUGGUAGCAGAAAUAAAAUACAUAGAGAUUUGAUUACUUUUUCGCAGUGAUUAUAGAAAAAUGCUGAUUACAUCUUCUUGUAUACAUGCUGUUUUCAUAGACCACAAGAGGGAGACACACUCUAAAUGGCUGACACUCAAUUUGCUGUAGAACUCUUUGAAAAUAAAUCAAAACUAUUAAUACCAGUUAUAACUGCUAUUAACAGUUAUGAUUUUCAGUUAUAUAUCUCUUUUAAGCCCCAGUAUGUUUCAGAGCCAUAGAUCCUGCAUAGGUGCUUAGAUUCUAUUAAUAGCUGGUGGUUGGUCCUUUGCUACAUUUUGCUAAAUCUAAAAUCAGGAAUCUUGGAGUAGUUUUUGACUUUUGUUUACACUUUGAAUGUUCAUCUCAAAUGUCUGCUUAAGAAACAAGUGAAGUCCCAUUGUGUGACGCUCUGAACUAAAUGUGUUUUUCAUGCAUUUAUUUCAUUAUGUGUGGAUUAUUAAAAUCCAUUGAUCACUUCUGAACACUCCAGGUUGUUCUGAACACUGCUGCAAGGCUUCUGACUAAAUCUUCCAGGUACUCUCAUGUCCCACUGUUGCUGACCCAGCUGCACUGGAUAAUCAUUAAAUUCAGUCUCCACUUUAAGAUUCAAAUUUUGACCACGGACAAGCACCAGCAUACAUUAGUGAACUUUUACAUACAUCCUGUAACUCUCUACCUCUUGGUCAUCACAAUGACUUGGUGGUCUCUUUCAAACAACAGCUGAUAAAAAAUUAUCUUGUGAUGUUUAUCUUGAAAGUUGAUGUAAAAAAAUGUACAUAUAUGUACUUAUAUUUCUAUCUAUAUGAUGUUGGUAUUUUGAGGCGAAGAGACUGGAAAGAGACAAGAGCUACGAUAAAUAGUAAAAUCUGGGGUUUGACCAUCAUUACAUAACUAUUAAUAUUGUUUACCAUUACAUAUAGUUUGCUAUUACAUAUCAAGGCACAAUACACACUAUUGGCUGUAUAGAUACUUUGAUACUAUACUCAACAGAGAGAGUUGGUCAUGAGCUGCAAAUCCAUCCAUCCACUCAUCCUACAGUGGAUUACCAGUUAAGGUUAAAGCAG
Messenger RNA from Pundamilia nyererei, 2534 nucleotides. RefSeq names its product C5a anaphylatoxin chemotactic receptor 1-like. Gene Ontology annotation, cellular component: plasma membrane. The record is from RefSeq and is a predicted model, not a curated record. Lineage: Eukaryota; Metazoa; Chordata; Actinopteri; Cichliformes; Cichlidae. Gene Ontology annotation, biological process: phospholipase C-activating G protein-coupled receptor signaling pathway; complement receptor mediated signaling pathway; chemotaxis. The transcript has 2 exons. Gene Ontology annotation, molecular function: G protein-coupled receptor activity; complement component C5a receptor activity. The coding region runs from base 74 to 1108 and encodes 344 amino acids.